This is a messenger RNA of Sinocyclocheilus grahami, 518 nucleotides long. RefSeq names its product cytochrome b-c1 complex subunit 6, mitochondrial-like. Lineage: Eukaryota; Metazoa; Chordata; Actinopteri; Cypriniformes; Cyprinidae. Bases 117 to 518 code for a protein of 133 amino acids. Gene Ontology annotation, biological process: mitochondrial electron transport, ubiquinol to cytochrome c. The record is from RefSeq and is a predicted model, not a curated record. Gene Ontology annotation, cellular component: respiratory chain complex III. The transcript has 5 exons.
GGACCGUCUCUCUUUGCACCAAAGCACUUACAACUUCCGGAAAGGGUCACGCUGUCCUCCAUCGGCGCAUAUCACGGUCCGCAGAGGGUCACUUCAGGGAAAACUCCGCUGAAAUCAUGGUUUUCGAAGAUAAAAUGAUCACGAAUGGAGAGCCAGAGGAGGAGGAAGAAGAAGAAGAGGAGGAGGACAUGGUGGACCCGUUAGAGACGGUGCGGGAGAAGUGUGAGCAGACGGAGCAUUGCGUUCACACUCGUGAGCGGCUCGAGGCGUGCGAGACACGGGUCGGCUCGCGCUCGGAGACAACGGAAGACUGUAUCAUUUCGGACCCGUUAGAGACGGUGCGGGAGAAGUGUGAGCAGACGGAGCAUUGCGUUCACACUCGUGAGCGGCUCGAGGCGUGCGAGACACGGGUCGGCUCGCGCUCGGAGACAACGGAAGACUGUACGGAGGAGCUCUUUGACUUCCUGCACGCUCGUGACCACUGUGUGGCCCACAAGGUUUUCCAGUCAGUCAAAUAA